Messenger RNA from Echinops telfairi (small Madagascar hedgehog), 2296 nucleotides. RefSeq names its product BAG cochaperone 3 (gene BAG3). Gene Ontology annotation, biological process: negative regulation of striated muscle cell apoptotic process; protein stabilization; muscle cell cellular homeostasis. Bases 16 to 1752 code for a protein of 578 amino acids. Gene Ontology annotation, cellular component: membrane; cytoplasm; nucleus. The transcript is spliced from 4 exons. Lineage: Eukaryota; Metazoa; Chordata; Mammalia; Afrosoricida; Tenrecidae. The record is from RefSeq and is a predicted model, not a curated record. Gene Ontology annotation, molecular function: adenyl-nucleotide exchange factor activity; protein-folding chaperone binding.
CCGACCGCGACCAGCAUGAGCGCAGCCACCCACUCGCCCAUGGUGCAGAUGGCGUCCGGCAACGGCGACCGCGACCCCCUGCCCCCCGGCUGGGAGAUCAAGGUCGACCCGCAGACCGGCUGGCCCUUCUUCGUGGACCACAACAACCGCACCACGACGUGGAAUGACCCUCGCGUGCCCCCCGAGGGCCCCAAGGAAACUGCAUCUUCUGCGAAUGGCCCCGCCCGGGAAGGCUCCCGGCUGCCGCCCAUUAGAGAAGGUCAUGCAGUGUACCCCCAGCUCCGCCCUGGCUACAUCCCCAUUCCUGUGCUCCACGAAGGUGCGGAGGCCCGGCACCCUGUCCAUGCCUACCUGCAGCCAGGGAUGCAGCGGUUCCGCUCCGAGGCUGCCGCGGCUCCCCAGAGGGCCCAGUCACCCCUGCGGGGCUUGGUGGAAGCCACCCAGCCAGACAGACCAUGUGGACAGGCGGCGGCAGCUGCAGGGGCCCAGCCCCUCGCUGCCCACAGACCUGAGCGAUGCCAGUCUCCAGCUGCCUCGGACUGCUCGUCCUCUUCGUCCACAGCCAGCCUGCCCUCCUCCAGCAGGAGCGCCCUGGGCAGCCACCAGCUGCCCCGAGGCUAUAUCCCCAUCCCUGUGGUCCACGAGCAGGGCUCCAGCCGGCCCGCAGCCCAGCCCUCCCUCCACCAAGCCCAGAAGACCCACUACCCGGCUCAGCAGGGCGAGUACCAAACCCACCAGCCCGUGUACCACAAGAUCCAGAGCGACGACUGGGAGUCCCGGCCCCGGCGGGCCGUGUCCCCCUUCAGGUCGCCCGCCUGCAGCGUGUCAAGCCGUGAGGGCUCACCAGCCAGGAGCAGCACACCGGUGCACGCAUCCUCACCUGUCCGUGUGCACCCUGCUGCUGCCGACAGACCUCAGCAGACCAUGGCCCAUCCUGAGCCUCCACCUGCUCCCCAGCCUGAAAGCAAACCUGAAAGUCAGCCAGGCCCCGCCGGGGCAGACCUCCCUCCCGGACACAUCCCCAUCCAAGUCAUCCUCAAGGAGCCGGAGGCCAAGACCGCCUCCCAGAAGCCCCCACCGCUCUCUGAGAAGGUGGAAGUCAAGGUUCCCGCUGCUCCCGUUGCUUGUCCUCCCAGCCCGGGCCCUGCUGCCACUGCUGUCCCCCCAUCCCCUAAGAACGUGGCUGUGGAAGAGAAGGUGGCCCCCAGCACUGCCCCCACAGAAGCUACACCCCCAAAGGCAGGGGAUGCUGAGGCCACCCUCCCAAAGCAUCCAGGUGUGCUGAAAGUAGAGGCCAUCUUGGAGAAGGUGCAGGGGCUGGAGCAAGCCGUAGACAACUUCGAAGGCAAGAAGACUGACAAAAAGUACCUGAUGAUAGAAGAAUAUCUGACCAAAGAGCUCCUGGCCCUGGACUCGGUGGACCCCGAAGGGCGCGCCGACGUGCGCCAGGCCAGGAGGGACGGCGUCCGCAAGGUUCAGACCAUCUUGGAAAAACUUGAACAGAAAGCCAUCGAUGUCCCCGGCCAGGUGCAGGUCUAUGAACUCCAGCCCAGCUCCCUGGAAGCCGACCACCCGCUGCAGGAAAUGAUGGCGGCGGGCAGCCCUGCCGCAGACAGGAGCAAAAGAAGCGCCGCCGGGAGCGGAGGCGAUCCCCAAAUGGAAACGCAGCGGCCAGAAGCCCCCAUUGCAGUCUCGACCCCAGCCCCCGCCGCCGGCACCACAGACACAGCUGGCAAUCCCGCAGCCCCGUAGACCCCAAGACAUGAAAGCCAGACCCAGAGACUUGGCAUCGAUGGUGUGCUUUAGGGAGUUCUCAGAUGCAUGCAUUUCCAGGGCUUGAAAUCAUUUGGUUUGUAGUCUUCAUAGCCGCUUGGUACGCAGUAACAACAGGGGUGGGGGGAGGCCAAACACUGAUCAGAGGGCUGAAAGGAAAGUGUCACUGUUCUGUUCUUCUUGGUCCUUCCUGAAGAGGAAGCUGCUGGUUUUUCCCAAGCUUAACCCCUCCCCGACUUGUUGGGGCCCCCCUCUCCACGCACGGGCACCACAAAUUAACCAGCCCCACGCGCUGUCUCCCCGUAGCUCUGGCCUGAAGUGCAGUGCCUUUGGGGAGCAGACGGGAGCCCAUUUUCCCAUCACAGAAGUACCACAUGCACCCUUCAGAAACGUUGCCAUUUGCCUGGGAUGACUUCCUCCAUGUCGUAGUUAAAAAUACCUGACUUUAAGAGCCGCAGGCCUAUCUGUAUGUUGGAUGACUUUAAUUGUCCCUUCAAAAAAUAAAGUGUUGGUGUAACUCAAA